AUGCCAAUUGAGGAUAAUAUUGAUCCCUCAAAAUAUUCUUUUGAAAUUAUUAGUGAUCUUAGAAGUCAAUUAAUGGAGUUAGAAAGGAAGAGGAAUUUAUUACAAGAUAACCUUAACAAUAUACAUAAAUAUCCCUCUAAUGCUAGGUUACUAGAUAUUAUUCAAGAGAGAAAGGAAGAAAUGAAAACACUAACGAAAAGGUUACAUCAUCUAGAAGAGGAAGAAAAUCCAGAAAAUGAAAAGAUCAUUGAAGAAUUGAUUGAAUCGAGACGUUUAGCAGAAAAGGAGCUAGCUAUACGAACCAGAAUGUCACUAGCAUUACUUGGAGUCAUUAAGGAAUCGGUGAAUCCAAAAAGUUUACAUGAAUUCUUGGUAUGUUUUUUUGACAAAUUUAUCUUUAAAAAGACGUGUGCUUCGUUGAAAUAUACAAACAUACAUUACUAA
This is a messenger RNA of Naumovozyma dairenensis CBS 421, 444 nucleotides long. It is a transcript of the gene HOP2, whose product is annotated as Hop2p. The transcript has a single exon. Lineage: Eukaryota; Fungi; Ascomycota; Saccharomycetes; Saccharomycetales; Saccharomycetaceae. Bases 1 to 444 code for a protein of 147 amino acids. The record is from RefSeq and is a predicted model, not a curated record.